This is a messenger RNA of Blepharisma stoltei, 748 nucleotides long. The record is from the annotation of a GenBank genome assembly. Lineage: Eukaryota; Ciliophora; Heterotrichea; Heterotrichida; Blepharismidae.
AUGAAAGAAGCCAUCGGGCAAUUUAUGGACAAGUUUAGGGAUAUAAGUGAGCAAUACCUUUCACAGAUAAGAUCGCUAAGCAUGGGCUUAUUAUUAGGAGGGCUUUCAUCACUAUUUCUUAUAUAUCGUCCACACAUGAUUUUUACCUAUAAAAAUGCAAGUCAAAUUCCUCAAAGAUUUUUUCAGCUUAAAAAUCCAAGACUAAAAGGAAUAUUACAAAAUCAUAUCAUUGAUUCAGGCAGUGCUCAAGAAUUUCUUUUUUAUCAUACCCCUACAUUGAAAAUAUGAAAUAGAUUUUCCAAAAAAAAUAAAAAUUUAGAAGCUGACGAUUUCAUUAAAUUUAGAAUGGCUGGGAUUGGUUCAAUUAAUUCUGAAGGAAUAAAAAGAAUUGAAAAUCUGAUGAUAAGAAAGGCAAAAAUUGAAAUUAUAGGCAGAGAUAAAGAUAAUAAUAUAGUGGAGGCAAUUUUAUUUGCAAGAGGAAGAAUUUUUGAAAAAAAUAUGCCCUAUGAGAAAGAAUAAAAAAAAUGGAUGUUAAAAGAGAUAUCUUAAGAAAACUGUUCUAAUACAGGAUAUCAACUUCUGGCUAUUAGAAAUGAGUUAUGCUGAAAAAAGACUGCUUUCAGAUGCAGAUCUAGCUAUUUUUUCCCAGAAAAAACUUGAAGAUUUAAAUGAAAAAAUAUCUAAAAUCCAGAAAAAGGAAAAAUGGCUAUCCUUCCUCAAGCUGAAGCAGCUUUUCUUCAAAAAAUAG